AUGCAGGCAGCCUCAGACUUGAACUAUUCUGCUGUAAGGAAGAAAUCUGAGACCUGCAAGGACCCCCGGAGCUUCCCAGAGGUUUUCCGUAUGCAGGUUCAGUUCUGCUCAAGAACCAGGCAUAUAUCUGGGUCUCCAAGACACAAAAGCUUGAAGAAGAUGCACUUCAUCAAGAACAUGAGGCAAUAUGACACCAAGAACAGCAGGAUAGUGUUAAUCUGUGCUAAACGAACACUGUGUGUGGCUUUUUCUAUCCUACCUUAUGGGGAGAGUUUACGGAUCAGUGAUCUAAAAAUGGAAGGACAGAAGCAACGACAUCCUUCUGGGGGAGUUUCAGUCUCCACUGAGAUGGUGCUUGGACUGGAAGGAGUAGAGCUGGGUGCUGAUGGCAAGGUUGUGUCCUAUGCAAAAUUCUUGUAUCCGACCAAUGCCCUAGUUGUUCGCAAAGCUGACAGCCAUAGUGCUGUUCCCUCAUGUCGAGCUAGUGCUUCACGGAGUCUUCCUGGAUCAAGAUAUAAACCUGUGACAGCAAAGACGAUACCAGCAGGAACAGACAUUGGCAGUGAAGCUGGGGAAGCCGCAGAGUAUGAUCCAAAUCUUCUGGAUGAUCCUCAAUGGCCCUGUGGAAAACAUAAACGUGUUCUCAUCUUUGCCUCUUACAUGACUACAGUCAUAGAAUAUGUGAAACCCUCGGACCUUAAAAAGGAUAUGAAUGAAACCUUUAGGGAGAAGUUUCCUCAUAUCAAGUUGACACUGAGCAAAAUUAGGAGUUUAAAGAGAGAGAUGCGGAACCUGAGUGAAGAGUGCAGUCUGGAGCCGGUUACUGUCUCCAUGGCUUAUGUUUACUUUGAGAAGCUUGUCCUCCAAGGCAAACUCAACAAACAGAACCGCAAACUGUGUGCUGGUGCUUGUGUUCUGCUUGCAGCCAAGAUCAGCAGUGAUCUCAGGAAACAUGAAGUUAAACACCUUAUAGAUAAACUAGAAGAGCGAUUCAGAUUCAACAGAAGAGAUCUCAUUGGUUUUGAAUUCACCGUCCUUGUAGCUUUGGAACUGGCUCUCUAUCUUCCUGAAAACCAAGUUUUACCUCAUUACAGACGGCUCACACAACAGUCUUAACCAAAGCUACGUUCCAGCUGACAUCCAGUGGUGCUGGGGAUCGCAUCACUGAGCGCUGCUGGUGAAUUGCCACUGGUCUUUCUGUGCCGCUGUGUGCAUCCUGCCAUGGCUGCAGCUAGUUUUGAAGUCUGCAGUGCGUUAUUAAACUGUUGAGGUGUGCAUUACGGACACGUAUGCCAAGCCUGGGGGAUGGUACGAGAAGAGUUAUUGAACUUUAUUUUCUUUUGGACAUUUAAAGCACAAAUAUUCACCAGUCAGCUGUCAUGGCUGCUUAUUAUUCCUUAUUUAUCUUUUCGGUUUUACUAAAACUGUUCUUCUCUGUGAAGAAUACUAUGGUAUUGUUUCUUUUUUUUUUUAGCCUUUAUUGUAUUCCUUGAAACUAAAGGAAGCAUCACUUCCAUUCCAGUGCACCAUAAAGUUCAGAUGUUUCUAAGAAUCUUCUCGCAUUUUUACAUUAAUGAAAUGCAUACUUUAUUUUUUUAAAGAUGUGCCUAAAACUGGCUGGUCUGGUACCAGUGCUUUUUAAGUUAGUUAUGUUAUUUAGUGGGGAAUCCUGAAUUUGUAUAGCCAUUUAUUCUUUACCUGCAUUGGCCUUGCAUAUAAGGAAAACAAAUCCAGUAUAUCUGCACUAAUGAUACACAGGGCAUCUAUUCUCUACUAUACUAUAGAUGUAUAAGUAGCAAGAUUGAAAUUACUCCAUUCCAAUUUAGUUAACUAUUAAUACCUUAAAAAUAUACAGUUUAUUUAAAAAGGAAAGAUCGUUUGAAAAAAUCUGUCAUGAAAUACCACGUGUUGAACAAGGUAGCUGCAGCAAAGCGAUUGCCAUCCUAAUUCACUCUUCAGUGGAAGAUGAGCGCUUGACUAAGAGCAAUUUGCUGUCAAAUGUAUCACUUAUGAUUUUGUGUGCCGUAGUCUGAAAUAAGCACCUUUUUAGUAUGACUGUAUUACAUAUGGUCUUGCGUGCUCUGAGCAAAUACUUAAGUCAGUAGAGCUACUGCUGCCAAACCAAGCCAAUGAAACAAAGCAUGCUCAAUAUUUAAAAGCUACUUUUUUACUCCGUUCUUCCAAGCGUUGCGUCACUGUGAUGGUCCUCAUAAAACUGGCAUUUGUUGCACAUCUGAACAGCCGCUUAACGGCUGGUGGCCAGCAGCGCUCUGAUGCUUACGCAGAGGUUAAGUAACUUCUCUGACCAUUGGCUAUUCCUUCAUUUAUUUUUAAAAUGUCCGGGUUGGGAAUGAACUCUGGUUAUAUGUGGAACCUUCCAUGAUACUGGCUCUUGGGUUUAUUUUCUGAAGCAAUAUUAUGAUACAAGUAGCUGUGUCCACUUGCAAGGAACAAAACUGAUGCUUGGCUAUUAUGACUGAGAAAUUUGUAAUUUAAGUUUGCCUCCUAAAUGAAAUACUAGACCUCGUCCUGAGGUAAGGGACCUGCUAUCUGAUGUGUAAAGUAAUGUAAAUUCCUGUUCCUUGUAUUAAAUGUUGGUUGUAGGCAACAACAAAGCUGAGUUUGCUAU
Molecule: messenger RNA, 2629 nt
Organism: Pygoscelis adeliae (Adelie penguin)
Lineage: Eukaryota; Metazoa; Chordata; Aves; Sphenisciformes; Spheniscidae
Gene: CABLES2
Product: Cdk5 and Abl enzyme substrate 2
Exons: 9
Coding region: 1-1116 (371 amino acids)
Biological process (GO): regulation of cell cycle
Source: RefSeq, a predicted model, not a curated record